AUGGAAGAGGCUCCCAAUUUGUCUACUCCUGCUUCUUAUAUCUUCGACCAUGACGAUGCAACUGCUUCAACCGUUACAAGUGAGAGGCUCUCGGAUGAACUAUUGUUCAUCACAUACGAGAUCGAAAGCACGGUAGCAGAGAUACGGCAGGCGCAAUAUCAAAGGAUAGCUCUUCAGUUUCCAGACAAUUUGCUUCAAGAUGCACCGCGAGUCGUCCGGGCUUUGUCAGGCGGCACACGUUCUACUUAUAGGGAAAGUACUUCUACCAGCUCUGAGGAGCCUGUCUCCAAGCAGGUUUCGACUUCACGACCGAGAUUUUAUAUUCUGGGCGACACAUCAUAUGGCGCUUGCUGUGUCGAUGAAAUAGCCGCAGAACAUGUAGAUGCAGAUGCUGUGAUUCACUAUGGUCGUGCUUGUCUUUCGCCAACUUCAAGGCUACCCAUCAUUUAUGUCUUUACAAAGCAACCGCUAUAUACCCCUAAACAGCUAUAUUCAGAUUUCGCGGACAUAUACCCUGACAAGGGGCAAAAGGUUAUACUGAUGGCUGACGUGACGUAUCAGUAUCUACUGCACGAUAUUGUCACUUCCUUGCAAGGUCAAGGUUACAGUAAUUUGUUUGAAACCGAAGUCCAGCAUGCUCCUUCCUCGCUUCUACCGAAUCGAACGGUCCCUGAAGAUGUACGAGUAGAAACUCACACACUCGGACAGUGGGACCUGUUCCACAUAUCUGAACCACCACAGUCGUUGCUGUUGGCUUUGUCAUCCCGAGUGGCCUCUAUACACAUCUAUCCUACGGAGGCUGAAUCACUAUUUGCAUCAGAGAGGACUUCCCCUGUAAUAAGCACACGGAUGCUGAGUCGACGUUACGCCCUUUUAACCUCAGUAAGCACGGUCUCAGUUUUUGGGAUACUGAUCAACACGCUCAGCUUGAAGAAUUAUCUUCACAUUGUUGAGCACGUCAAGGCCCGCAUAAUAGCAGCAGGAAAAAAAAGCUAUACUUUUGUGGUAGGCAAAAUAAAUGCAGCAAAAAUCGCAAACUUCAGUGAGAUCGGCGCCUGGAUCAUUAUUGGAUGCUGGGAAAGCUCUUUGAUUGACAGCAAAGACUUUUGGAAGCCUAUCGUUACACCCUUCGAAUUGGAACUAGCGCUGCAAAAAGAUGACGAGAGGCUCUGGACUGGGCAAUGGAGCAGCGAUUUUCAGCAAGUUCUCGACUCCCCACUGAGAAGUUGUAGCCAAGAUCAAAGAAGCACGUCGCCCAAGCCAGAAAAUCAGGAAAGCGCACUUGAUGGAGAGCUUGACACCGAACCAGAGUCUCUGCCCCCCGAGUUCGAUUUGAGAAGUGGAAGAUACAUAUCUCACUCGAGACCAAUGCACUCGUCCGGAGUGGGGAAAGGAAAGCCAGGGCCUGCGACGGCGAGCACGGCCCUUUCUAAACGCCAUAAGAGUGACGUUGUUCUAAUGGCUGGAAAUUCACCAGGAGCGGAGUUUCUGCAAAGUAAAAGGACAUGGAAGGGAUUGGGAAGUGAUUUCGAGAUAGCGUACGAGAAUCCAGGUACAGCCAUCGAAGAGGGUAGAAGUGGUAUCGCUAGAGGUUACACACAUUAUGGAACCUCGUCAGCCGUAUGA
Bacidia gigantensis is the source of this 1626-nucleotide messenger RNA. RefSeq lists its product as uncharacterized. NCBI's taxonomy places the organism in Eukaryota, Fungi, Ascomycota, Lecanoromycetes, Lecanorales, Ramalinaceae. The record is from RefSeq and is a predicted model, not a curated record. Bases 1 to 1626 code for a protein of 541 amino acids. Gene Ontology annotation, molecular function: 2-(3-amino-3-carboxypropyl)histidine synthase activity. The transcript has a single exon. Gene Ontology annotation, biological process: protein histidyl modification to diphthamide.